UAGAUGUAGUUGAAGCUGUUUUUGAUUGCUGCUAUAAAGCAAAUCCAGAUGAUCCUAAUUUUGAAUUUCUUGAAGAUUUUGAUUCAGAAUGGUUAAACAACCGCAUAGCCCCAGUGUACUCUAUUCAGAAUGAUUGUCUUCAUAUUCUUGCUAAUUCUCCAAAUGCUGACUUAUUGCAGCAUCCACUUGCCACUGCACUACUUGAUUUAAAAUGGAAGAGAUAUGGAAAAAUACUCUAUUAUAGCAAAUUGAUGUUUUAUAUUUUGUUUUUGAUUCUACUGACGUCAUUUGCUCUCACUGUCCAGUCACCAAAUUCAAAUUUAUGUAUGAAAGUUUUUGAAAAUGACAAUGACACAGUUAUUGAUUGCUUUCCUGAGGAAAGUUUGCUAUCUCAAAGAUACGUGUCUUUUGUUAGCAUAUGUCUGAUAUUUUAUUCUCUUAUCAUGUUACUAUCUAAAUUAUUAGCUCAACUGAUUCUGCGUAGAUGGCAGUCCAUUUUGGAAGUGUUUUUGUUCAUCUUUAUAGUAAUUUUUGCUUUUGUACGUAGUAACCAGUGCUAUUGUACUGAGUCAUGGCAGUGGCAGAUUGGAGUGAUUGCUGUGUUUUUCAGCUGGAUUGUACUUAUAUUCUCUAUUAGGAGGCUACCUGUAGUUGGAAUAUAUGUGGUUAUGUAUAUAACAAUACUUUAUAAUCUCAUUAGAAAGGUUGUUGUCCUGGCUUUGCUAUUGGUCUUUGCCUUUGCUUUUCCAUUUUAUAUGAUAUUUUAUGAUAUUCAAGGCAAAUUAGAAGGAAUACGUACUCCAUUUAAUACUCCAUGGAGGACAAUUUAUAAAACAAUAACAAUGGCAGCAGGACACUUGAGAUUAGAUUCUUUGUUGCACCAAGAUAACCAAAUCAAUUCCCCUGAUGUACAGUAUCCAGUGGUUGCAUUUUCACUAUUAAUUGUGUUUGUGGUUUUAAUGCCAAUUUUAUUCAUCAAUCUAUUGACUAGUUUAGCUGUUGGUGAUAUAGUUCAAGAAAUAGAAAAAAAAUCUGAUACUUAUAGACUACGCUUGAAAUUAGAAUUUACACUACCUGUGGAAAAAUUUUUACGUUUCAAAAUAAUGAAGAAAUUUAAAGAUUCUUUGGAUUUAUGGCAAACAGGAAAUAAAAAAAACAGUGACAAGCAAGAAUUAAGUGACGAACAAAAGUUAAGUGACAAGCAAAAAUUAAGUGACCGCUUUAAAAAAUAUAUUAAUGAUUGGUCAAAGCGGAUUGAAAUAUCUACUAAAACUGAGCUUCCUGCAACUAUAGCUGAUGUCAAGAAUCAUAUCAAACCAUUAUCUGAAGAAGUGAAAGAUCUAAACAAUUCAGUGGAUCAAUUGCUAUCUAUUGUUAGAAGUAUGAGGAAUGAAAGUCCAGGAAGACGUAACAUUUAAUUUUACAUGCUGAAGUUGAAUUGUUAAGCCAUUUGUAUAGUGCUGUUUUUGGUUGUAUGAACAUUUGUUUUGGUCAUAUAUAGUUCUAGUUGAGUGGUCACUUUACUUUUAGUUUAAGUUUUUUAUGUUUUUUAGUUCUAAUUUUAGUUUUGGUGCAGAGCAUAAAUUCUCUUUUAGUUUUUGCAUUUAAAAAAAUUAGCUUAAAAAUUUUAGUUCAAGUAAAAAAUCAAUUAUAGAGAAUAAUUAAUUGAGUAAGUAUACCCCAUGGCACUAGCCAUUUUCUAAAAUCACAGGUAAACCAAGCUAAUGACAAAAAACAUUUACAUAACAUUUUGUCAAUUUGAUUUCAGCUGUCAUUUAUUGUUGCAUCAAAAAUAUAGAUAAUGCA
Amphimedon queenslandica is the source of this 1806-nucleotide messenger RNA. RefSeq names its product transient receptor potential cation channel subfamily A member 1 homolog. Gene Ontology annotation, molecular function: transmembrane transporter activity. Gene Ontology annotation, biological process: monoatomic ion transmembrane transport. Lineage: Eukaryota; Metazoa; Porifera; Demospongiae; Haplosclerida; Niphatidae. The transcript has 10 exons. The record is from RefSeq and is a predicted model, not a curated record. Gene Ontology annotation, cellular component: transmembrane transporter complex. The coding region runs from base 252 to 1418 and encodes 388 amino acids.